GUGUGCAUUUAAUUCCAUCUAUUACUAUUGAGCUAAACAUGUAAUAUGGGCCUGCUCAUAAUGUGUCUUGUGAGAAGAAGGGGUCAUCUACAAUCAGUUUUGUCUUUUUGAUCAUGGUCAAUAAGAAUGCAUGAACAGAUGGGAGCUGAUCCCACACCGAAAGGCUUUAUGAAUACAGAACCUGGUUAAUUUUAAACCAUCACACAUUUGAGCCGUGCUUUCCAUGUACAUCCUGAGCAUUAUAAACAGUAGAAUAACAGACACACACAAACACACACACACAUCCCGCUCCUAUUCUUUUCCAACAGUGGCAGGAAGUUGCCACAUAUCCGCAGAGCUUCUGAAAAAGACUGAAAAGGACAAGUGGUGUCGGGGGGUAGCAGCACUGGAGAUGAGGGUGUACCGCUUCAGACUGUUCACACAGUCCUGUUGGUCGUGGGCACAUUCAGCAACACUGUGAGACAACAAGUUCCAAAGGAGAAACCCAGAGAAAUAUCCCACAGAACUGUACCGGUGCUGGAGUACAGACCUGCUGGACCUGCCGUAGUCAGACUAAGGCGUUGGACCGAAGCACCUUGGUACCGUUAAGAGGACGGUGAGAAAGGCCAUAGCCCUGACCCCCAUCCUCCUGUCUGGGAUCUGGAACCAUUAUGCUGGUACUGUGGACGACCGUUCUGUUGGGUUUGAACAGGUGGUGUCGAGCAGCAUCUCCUGGAGGUGAAGCGUGGGCCCUGUGUCCCAACAGACAUUGUAAGGCCAAGUUCAGUGACGGGACAUGUGAUAAGGAAUGCACUGAGCCAGAGUGUCUGAAAGAUGGCUUUGACUGUCUGAGGGACAGAGGAAAAUGCAUUUCAGGCCACAUCCACUACUGCCGAGACCACUACGCCAACUCUCACUGUGACCAGGGCUGUGACAGCGCCGCCUGCGGCUGGGACGGCGGUGAUUGCCACAGUCACCACAGCCCUCUGUGGGCUAAGGGUACCCUGCUCCUCCACAACCGCGUCCCCCUGCAACACGGAACCUUCUCCAACAGUUCCCUUCUCUGGGCCCUCAGCACCCUUCUCCAGACACCCCUCAAACUGCGGGGCGCAGCGUCUCUCGACCACAGCAAGGACCUCUUUGCCUUUAACCCCCAGCAGCUCGAAAACCUGCUGUCUCAAGCUCCGUCGGCCGACUCAUAUGGCUCACUCCUGUUCCUGCAAGUGGAUAACAGGCCGUGCUCCCGCCUCCCCUCGGCCUGUUUCCCGUCCGCCAUUGAAGCAGCUCACUUCCUGCGGGCUGCGACGUCGUCCAGUCGCACGGCGGUUGCCUCGCACCCAGAGCUGAAUGCCAUUAUAAGCCUGAGAGGCGUUAAGGAAGAAAUAGGAACGCGAGAGGAGGACCAAGAUGAGACAAACAGUGCUAUACCUCCAUGGCUUUGGGCUGUGAUCGGCGUCGCAACGGGCCUGGUACUAGCGUUGGUCUUUGUGGUGGUCUUGGUGAUCAGGAGGGUGAGGGGGCGAGGAGCAGAGAGGGAGGGAGUGGGAGGAGAGAGGAUUAGACACAGGUCCAUUGUCACCGACAACGACAGCAGAGCCAGUGGGGCCAAAGCUUGGGCUCAGCACACACCCCACCGAGAGCACAGCGGCGUGACAGGGAGGGAGAAAGACAGGAACGGGGUGAGGAAGAAGAAGAAAGCAAAAGAGGCAGAGAGGAAGAGACGCAAAGAGCCACUGGGGGAGGAUGCCAUUCGACUGCGACCCCUCAAAAAGGACCUGGAUAUUGGAAGUGACACUGACUUUACCCAGAGUUCCAUGGAGGACAUCAACAGGUCCAUCUGUGACCACCGAACCCAGGAGCAGAAGCACUACGGCAGCCCUCCGAACCACCCACAGACGCCCAUACAGCCUCUACUUUUAGCUCCCCCUAGAGGAUGGGAGAGAAAUGCUGUUCCAUCACCACACCACAGAACACCCAAUCAAUCCGCUCCGGUUCAGUGGUGUGGUCCAGAUGGAUCGGUGGUCCUGAUUCGUGCCGUCCGGAGUGGGCUUGAUCGUGUGGUCCUGGAGCUUCUAAGAGCUGGGGUGCCAGUCAACAACACAGAUCACACUGGAAGAUCAGCCCUUCACUGGGCAUGCUCAGUUAACCACCUCUCCUUGACAAGAACACUCAUUCGCUAUGGUGCCGCAGUGGACCUGCAGGAUAAUAAGGGUGAAACCGCUCUGUUCCUCUCGGCCCUCCAUGGAUGCUACGACACCGCCAGGUUCCUGCUGCUUAACGGGGCCAACCAGGAUCUUCCUGAUCGCAGGGGGCGCCGGGCGAUACAUGUUGCUCAAGAGAGCAUGCAUCAUCAGGUCCUGGAGCUCCUGUUGGCCCACAGGGCUCAGAGGGGCCCUAUCCAUAUGGAACAAGCCAGUGACAUGUUGUGGGACGAGCGUGCCCUGCUGUACGGCCAAUGCGUAAACUCCCCUGGACUCCCUGGUAGAAGUGCCUCCUUCUCUGGGACUGUAGGGCAUCGUGAUAUGGCUUCGCCUACGCAAAGUGAUUGGUCAAUGGGCAGAGUGCAGUGUCCUUCGCCCCAGAACUGGCGGCCACAGGUCAACCAAUCAGUGACUGCGUUGGUCACCCCACGAAUAAUGGGCCGUUCCCCACGGCCAAUCAGUACUCUGCAGGAAGUUACCUCAGAGGACGAAGACCGUGAACGGACCCACGAAGUCCCAAGAGCAGUGACACCGCACUUCCUGUUACCCCAGCCUGCUCCUCGACAGCGGUCUUUCUCUUGCACCCAGAAUGCACUGCAGCGCCGCUCUAGUGCACACCAGCCCGAACCAAAUUAUGUUGCUUUAUCAGAGAAAAUAUCCAAUGAGCCCGUAGACAGAGUGAUCGUAGCCCCUCCUACAGAAGUUCCCACACAAACAGAAUGCAGAUCAGUAGUCAACAAUGGCACUGCCAACCCCAGCAGGGCUGAGCCAGAGAAUGAGGCAGUAAACUCCAAAAACGCAAUCCAGAAAACCAGAGGUGAGAAACAAAAUAACGUGCCUGAUUCUAACCAAACAGCCUUGUAGAGAUUUUUGUAAGAAAUCAUGCUCAAAUUGUCUUGCCCCAAAACUCUAAUCAGGCACAGUAUACAUUUCCAGUAAUUGCCCCUUCAUAAUUAAUUGACACAGGACUUAUAGUCAGUUAAAGUCUGUAAAUGAAUUGAAUGUACAUAUCUAUAGAAAUAAACUAUGCAACUAUU
This is a messenger RNA of Esox lucius (northern pike), 3217 nucleotides long. RefSeq names its product notch receptor, like (gene notchl). The transcript has 11 exons. NCBI's taxonomy places the organism in Eukaryota, Metazoa, Chordata, Actinopteri, Esociformes, Esocidae. The record is from RefSeq and is a predicted model, not a curated record. Gene Ontology annotation, cellular component: membrane. Gene Ontology annotation, biological process: multicellular organism development; cell differentiation; Notch signaling pathway. Gene Ontology annotation, molecular function: protein binding. The coding region runs from base 651 to 3044 and encodes 797 amino acids.